CCUGUUUUUCACUCAAUGACGAGUGGAUACGCCCUUUUUCUAAGUGGGACGCGUGCGUUCGUCGUUUUUCCUGUUGAACGCGUAUCAACGCCGUGUACAUCUACCUGUAGUAAAGAGAUAAAUGCGCGUUAUCAUUAGAGCCGAUGAUAUCAGCAUCGUUAUCGCAACUUGUUACCCGGGUCCCAGUUCAGUUUCGUCGUGCGUACUAAGGUAAUUAGUUCGUUCAUCACUCCGCUCCCACGAAAAUGCGGUCUCGGGCGUCGCGAAAGCAGCCCGAUUGCGUUUUCGCGUUGCCGCUGUGGAUUGUCCUCGCCGUCUGCGCCGUUUCAUUCCUCACAACGCGUCCCGUCGUCGCGACGCAAAACGCGAACGAAACGUUCGAAAGUGCAUUCGGAUUAAAUUUGCCGGAGUCGAUCGAGAACCAUAAUGCGGAAGGGGAUGACGCAUCGCCGUUGCAUGUGACGAAGGAGGAGGAAACGCCUCUGGAAAUCGAGGAUCUCGCCGUGGAAGAAAAGGAUUUGCCCCCCGUUGAGAAAACGGCCGGCGAGGACGACCUGGUCCAGAUCCUGCCGGAAAGCAAAAACACUUUUUCAACGGAGAAUGAAUCCGGGACGGAUUCACCCUCUGUUCAGGGUAUCGCCGGUAAAAUGGCGAACGAGAAGAAUGGGAAAUAUGUGAGAUACGAUUCGGAUUCACCUGAUGCUAACAGAUACGCGCCUCGCCCAGAGGACCACGUACCGAACUAUAAAAUCACGGACACCAGGCUGAAAGAGAUUAGAUCUCAGUUCAUGUAUUGGUACUUCGAUAUGGGUGGCCACGAUGGGAGAGGAGAUUAUCAGUCGUCUUUGCAGGCGACGACGCUCCAGAUACACAAGAAUCUAAAUUUUCAGUUGCCCUUCUUUGGCUUUAGAUUCAAUUACACACGAUUAACUGUGAACGGUUAUCUGGAAUUCAGCGACCCACCGGAACAUCUCACGUAUCCGCUCGUCUUCCCGAUAAAGGAUUGGCCUAGAAAGAACGAUCCCAGUUUCAUUGGCAUCUUUUUCAGCAAAUGCCGUAUCGGUAAAAUAAGAGAAACGGACAUCGAUCAAAGGAAGCCGGGAGUGUAUUUCAGGCUCGAGAGGGACCUGGAAGGCCGAACCGAUCAGUUCGGCGUGGAGAUGCGGGAGCGCGUGAUGUGGGACAUUCGUCAGGGUGUUGUUGGCGCCGAUUCCUUCAUGCCUAAGCACGCGCUCAUAGUCACCUGGAAAAACAUGUCAUUCACCGGUGGUAUCGACUUGUCCCUCCACAGAACCAAUACGUUCCAACUGAUUCUGGCCACCGACGAGGUCUUCACCUACGCUAUUUUCAAUUACCUCAAUCUCCAGUGGACGAGCCACACGGAGGCGGGGGGUGACACGACCACGGGCGAGAACGGAGUUGCUGCAUAUGUGGGAUUUAAUGCCGGGAACGGCACUCAGAGUUACGAGUACAAGCCCUACUCCCAGGCGACCACAAUACGGGACUUGACGAGUAGAGGGUGGGCGAACGGCUUCCCGGGCCGACACAUCUUCAGGAUCGACGAAAAGAUAAUGCUGGGCACUUGCAACAAGGACAUCGCUGGCGCUCACCUGCCGCUGGUGUUUGCCCCGGAGAGCGGUAACAUGCUGGGCGGCACUGUCGUCAACAUCACGGGGCCGUGCUUCAACGAGACCCAAAAGAUCAAGUGCCGCUUCGAGCACGAAGUGGUGAUAGGCACAGUGAUCGACAGGAACCGCGCGAUCUGCGUGCAACCGUUUCUCAAGUACGAAGGCUACAUACGUUUCUACAUCGCCAUCGACAGUGGGACCUACGACUGGAAGGGAAAGUACUUCGUCGAGACCCCGGCGACCGCGACGGAGAGGAUUAUCUUUACCGAUAAAGAGGCCAUUCACAGGAAGGACCCACCGGAAAUCAAAUUUACAUGGAACGCGUACAACUUGACGAGCAACAUAGGCGCGGGGGUACAGAUUUCGCUGUGGGGAUACAGGGAGACCAAGACGACGCCUGAAUUCGAAUUCAUCACGACGCUGGAGAGAUCGUAUACCAACAUCGGCAAUUACGUCAUCAAACCGGCCAAGUACCGGAACGAGUACAAUCCGCAGCACAUAGACAUGGCGUUUGGAUUCAUCCAAAUUAACUUGACGGAACCGCAACUGUUUUCCGGACUCUCGAUAACGCCGAGCUUGUGGAGCAGGCCGAUCCCCCUUGGAUGGUACUUCAGUCCUCAAUGGGAACGGCUGUACGGUUCGAAAUGGUCGCAGAGGCUCUGCGACAAAUGGAUCAUGAACGAUCGAUACCUGAAAAACUUCGCCGCCGAGGUGCCGCUUUGCCCCUGCAUCCUGGAUCACGCUCUGUACGACAAGGGAAGAUUCCUCCCGGAUUACAAUUGCGACAAGGACUCGAAUCCAGAUUGUUAUUACAACCAGCACGCGAUGCACUGCGUUAGGACCGGUGCGCCCAACUUGGAUGGUUCAGAGCAGCAAUGCUGCUACGACAGGAACGGCUUUCUCAUGCUGACGUACGACCAGCAAUGGGGAUCGCGACCGCAUCGAUCGCACAAUUUGGGCUACUUCCCCUGGAACGAGGCUAACAAGGUGCCAACCCUCUCGCACUGGUACCAUGACGUGGUGCCCAUGUACUCGUGUUGUUUAUGGCAGGAGGAACAGGCGGUAGGUUGCGAGACGUUCCGUUUCGAAAGGCGACCCUCGCAAGAUUGCAUCGCCUAUCAAUCUCCGGCGGUGGCGACGGUGUUUGGCGAUCCGCACUUCGUUACGUUCGACGGUGUCGAGUACACGUUCAACGGCAAGGGUGAAUUCGUUCUGCUGCGGGUGAACGAUCUCAGGGAUAAGCUCGACGUGCAGGGUAGAUUCGAACAACUGCCGGACAACAUUCACGGUGCGGUGAUGGCGACGCAUCUUACGUCGGUGGCAGCGAGAGGAAACAAUUCCGCCACUAUCGAGGUUCGUCUGCGGCCCAAGCACGCACAGUGGCGAUAUCGACUCGACGUCUUUGCGGAUGGUCAGAGAGUAUACUUCGAUCGACCCUCCUUGAGGUUCCAACACUUCACAGGAGUUGUGGUUUACACUCCCACGUACAUCCUGAACCAGAGCGAGGUCAUCAUCAUGUUCGACACCGGUGCUGGCGUGGAAGUCGUGGAAAACGAGGGUUUCAUAUCCGCGCGAACGUACCUGCCGUGGACGUAUCUGAACAAAACAAAAGGGCUAUUCGGCAUCUGGAAUUUCGAUGUGACGGACGAUUUGACAAACCCGUCAGGAUAUCAGGUCCCCGUCAACAGCGUGAAUCAUUCGGAGACCGUUCACAGAGAUUUCGGGUUGCACUGGAUGCUGGAGGACAAGGAGACCAAGCUCAAAGGAGUCGCGUUAUUCCACAGAGAGUUCGGUAGGACAGCAAGUUAUUACGCUAAUCGUACGUUUCUGCCGGAAUUCCGCAAGUUCCCGAAGGAGAUACUGCCGCCGAAUCGAACGAACGACAUCAAUCGCGCGAUGGAUCUGUGCGGCGAAUCGUAUCAGUGUCAGUACGAUUACGUUAUGACCUUAAAUCGCGACUUGGCGCACUUUACCAGAAACUACUACGACACUUACACCCAGAUCAGAGCGUUAAACAACAGAGAAAUCGUAUCCUGUGGUGUACUGGAGACACCGCGGUUCGGGCGUAAGAGCAACUUCCUGUUCAUCCCUGGGACAAAAGUGAGCUUCGAGUGCAAUCAGGACUUUACUCUCAUCGGCGAUCAACGUCGAGUGUGCACACCGGAGGGUCAAUGGAACACCCCAGAGUACGGAUACACGGAGUGUCUUCGUCGCAUCGAAUACGUUCAGCGUACGGCGUGGACUGUAAUGGGCAUUAUUAGCGCCGUGUUAGUUCCCAUCAUGGCUUGCAUCGCCGGCGGUUUCCUUUACAUACGAAGGAACCAGAAGCGGGGUGGCUCCACGAAGUCAUGGGGCUAUACCGGCCGCGAAUCCGGUAUCGACAAUGACUCCACGUUGUCGAAGAUCAAGUCGUUCGAGGAUAGGGCCAUCACUCCUAUUAGUGACGCUAGCACGGUCGAGACUAAUAGCGGCACUAAGAAGCGACGUAGUUACGACAGGGUCUACCGCACACAUGAGCCCUUGCCCAAUAGACCGGACGUUGACUUCGAGGACAAAGAGUGGGAUCUGAAAGAACCCAACUCGCCCGCGGCUUCGGGCUCGGAUUCGGGCACGGAUUCGAUUAGAAAAACGGGCAGCCCCACCAAAGAGAGCGACGUUUGAACUCGUGUGCUCGUCUCAAUAGCGGUUGUAGCGUAGAAACGAUAUUGUUACCAGCGACAGGAGGGUUGCUCCAUCCGCACGCGUCGUUACUUGAAUCAAUGGAUAUGUGUGUGUGUACGUGUGCGUGUUCGUGUGUGUCUACUGAAUGUAUAUGUGUGCGUGUGUGCGACCAUGACAGUGUAUCUUGACGGCGAUUGCAGAUAAUAACGUACAUCCUGCACAUGCAAAAUUAGCAUUAUAGAUAGAUUGUAGACGGAAUUAAUUUCUUCACGAUUUUAUUCAUACGAAAUAGAUCAAAAUUUAGCGUUAAAAAAUUAGUUGCAGAUAAGUCUUUUUUUUAUACCGUUGCGCGCGACGUGCCAAAUAUAACUUCAUUGUUACUUCCAUGUUCAGCGUUGCUUCAAUGUUCUCACGCGUAAUUAACACGAUACGAAAACUACUGUUCUUGCUGUGGAAUAGAAAUAGUUGCGGCAUUAAUUGUUAGAGUGCAUAACUUGGAAUACACAAUCUAUUAUCGCUCUAUCGAUAAUCCUAAUACCAAUUAAUGUAACGCAUAAAACGCCACGCAGUGGCUUCGUGGCACUAAACAGUAACAACAAUCUAAUUACAAUUAUAACCAGUUGGCGCGAUGUCGUAACAACCACUGCAAUUUAAUCAUGUUAUGUACUUGCGCUCACGUUACUGUAAAGGUUUGUGUUAAUAAAAUUUUAUACAUCACA
Ooceraea biroi (clonal raider ant) is the source of this 5008-nucleotide messenger RNA. It is a transcript of the gene mesh, whose product is annotated as sushi domain containing 2 mesh. NCBI's taxonomy places the organism in Eukaryota, Metazoa, Arthropoda, Insecta, Hymenoptera, Formicidae. The record is from RefSeq and is a predicted model, not a curated record. Gene Ontology annotation, biological process: cell-matrix adhesion.